AUGCCGUCCAACACUCCUGAAGGCAAGCCGUCUUCCGGGGAGCAACAGGAAACGGGGCCCUAUACAGACGAAACACCAACAACCGCAGCAGAUGCAGGAACUAACCUUGACGGAGACUCUGCAGAAUAUGCAGCAGCAUCCAGAUCAACGAGCUACGCGGCAGUAGAACCAUCAUCAUGCGCAGCAGCGUGCACUGCAGCAUGCACCGCAGCAGACACAGCUACAAGCUGUGGAGCAGACGCUGCAGCAUGCACAACAGCAAGUGCUGUAGCAGAAAUACCAAGCAGCUCUGUUGCAGCAUGCGCAGCACCAAGGAAUGGAGCAGGCACAGCAAUAUGCGCAGCAGCAAGCGCUGCAGCAGAUACAGCAGUCACCGCUGCAGCGUUUGCUACGUCCGACUUACCCUCGAGGGCUGCGCUCACUGCUGAAGAAGAUGCUGCACCAGAUGCAGCAAAUGAUGGAGCACUAAGCGGUGCAGCAGUUGCGGCAGAAUACAGUGGACAAGUCUUCUCCCUGCAGUGUUGCGAUGUCUCUGCUUCGACUUUUUCAAACCGGCUGAGCCCGAUGGCUGCUGGAGCGCCAUGUGAUGCUGCGGACCCGCAGCAACGCCAGCAGCGACAGCAGCAGCAGCAACAGCAACAGCAACAACAACGGCAGCAGCAGGAACAGCAGCAACACCAGGAGCAGCAAGAAGGGGUGAAUCUGCGAUAUGAGAGACCGGCUGUGAUGGCCUCAUCUGACAGCAGUUCUUCUCCGUCUGUCUGCACCUCAGCAGCGACACAGACACCUGAAUCAUCAGCCUCUCAAGGCAAAGGGGCUGCAGCAUCAAACGCAUACAGCGGCAGCUGGCCAUUACCUUUGCAGGCGUUGGAACCUGCCGCCGACUCCGCUGCUACUGCUGCUGCUGCAGCCGAGGGGAUGUUGGUGGGGAGCCCUGCUCCCGCUGAUUCUGCUGCUAUUGCUGUUGCUCCUGCUGCUACUUCUGCUGCUUCUCCUGCGAGUCAGCAGCAUGCUGCAGUGUGCAAUAGCAGAAACUCUUGUGCGGGGAUCCUCCUGGAGCCCCAGGUCUGCUCAGCAGCGGCGGGGCAGGACGCAGUGGAUCUCAGCAGCAUGGUUGCUGUGGCUGCAGGAGCUCCUGCAGCGGCUACUCCUGCAGCGGCUGCUCCUGCAGUGGCUGCUCCUGCAGCUAUUGCUGCUGCAGGAGCUCCUGCAGUGGCUGCUCCUGCAGCUAUUGCUGCUGAAGGAGCUGCUCCGGCGAAUGCUUCUGCAACGGUUUGUGCAGCGGGCUCAGGUGCAGCGGAUGCUCCUGCAGCAGUUGCUGCUACAGGAGCAGGUGCUGCAGAUGCUCCUGCAGCAGCUGCCGCAUCUGCUGCUUCCGAGUUGAGAGCUCUACGUGCAUUGGUGGAGAGCUUGAAAGCAGAAAACCAACGGCUUAAGGAGGCAUUGGCCCCCACCACGCGGUCCACGCCGCCAGUGCAGCAGGGCGACGGGGCAGCAGCAGCAGCAGCUGCAGCAACGGGCGAAUUCAGCUGCCUGCCUCCGCAGCUGCAAGACUUGGGAGAAGAAAAGAAGCAGCAGACGAGCAGCGUCAACGCAGAAGGAGCAACAGCCAACAAUCCCAGAAAAGGGAGAGCCCCAGGCCCCCCUCCUAAUACCAGAGGGCCCCCCGGGAGGCCCCGGGUGACUGCAGCAAGUGGGGCAGGGGCCCCCCCUCCAGGAGAUGCUUCAAUUAGCAGCAGCACAGAGAAUAGCGGCAAAAACGGUAGCACGAAGGACAACGCAAUGUCCCUUUGGGGUUGGAGACCUGCAAACGAACCUCUCAGCUCCUUGAGGAGCUGCUGCGCAGAUCGCCUGCUGCUCGGCUGCUGUUGCUGCUCCGAAAACACCAGCAGCAGCACUAGCAGCAGCAGCACUAGCUGCAGCAGCACUAGCAGCGGCAGCACUAGCAGCAGCAGCAGCAGUGGGGCUGAGGGGGAUACGGAGGAUAUGUUGUCUCUGCCAGCAGUGACUGCUGGUCCCCUUGAGGCUUCAUGGCUGCUGCAGUUAGAAGAGGCUGUUCACUGUACAUUAGUGGAGCAGCAGCAGCAGCAGCAGCAGCAGCACCAUCAGCAGCAUGAGCCAAGUGUGCCGCCGUCUACUCUCCAUAGGGAAGCCGCGCGUGCUGCUUUGAAGACAGUCGUUGAGGAGAUUGGGUUUUCAGUUCUCGAUGUCGAGCAGCAGCAGCAGCAUGAGACAGUCGACAGCGCAGUGGUUGGCGACCCUCGUUUGUUUGAGUGGUUUGUGCGGCCAUCGGUUUCUUCUUCAUCUUCUUUAUCGCUCCUUUCGUCUCACGCCCGAGGAGAGCAUACACCUGCGCCUGCAGACUCCAAAGAAAACUCGAAAAACGCUGUGCUGAGUCGGGCAGAGAAGGAGAGACGCCAAGCCGCCACCCUUCCGCCUUCUCUUAGAAAGAGCAUUAGCAUUUCCCUCUCAGCGUUGAGGAGAGGCUGCGCUGACCGCCUGAACUUCUGCCGUCGACUGCAGUCCGAUUUGCUGCAGUGUUCACUGAGCCCCAGUGCUUUAGAACUCCUUCUGGAGUUGGUGCCUGAUCUGACGAAGGCGAACGACAAACGGCAGCUGUGGCUCGAAGCUCGCGACGCUCUGUCUCGCCAGUCUGUGUGCAUGCGGAGGCUUCUGGAUGACGAGGAGUCCUUUGCUGCCUUUGUAGGAGUUGCAAGCCUUGUUGCUGUUAAUCGUUGGCUCUGCCAGGUUCAGCAAAUUCAGGUGAAGCUUGACUGUUUGGCGAUGCUGCGAAGAAGAGCACCGCGCAUUGGGCAGUGUGUGCGGGCAGCAGCUCUGGCUGCCUCCGUUGUUAGCGGCCUCUCGGCCCGCAAGAAUUUAAAUGACUUGAAGACUGCAGCUGCUGACGAAGGCGCAGCCAAGGAGAACGCUGAGCCAACAGCAACAAACAAAUGCACCAUUAAAACGGAGACAGAGGAGAGAAAAAUGGGAAAAACCGACGGAACAGCGAAAGAAGAAAACGCUGGAGAACCUGAUGCACAAAAAUGCAGCGGAUUAACGAUGUUUCGAUGGCCGAUGCUAUUCGAGAGGAUUAAAAAGCAGUACGGAUUUGCCCCCGAUGGGUCGCUCGAUAAAAGCCGCUCGCUGCUGAAGGUCCUCGCUACACACACGGGGAGGCCCCUCGAUACAACGGAGUUGACGCUGCUAAAGCGAGCGUCGCAGAAGCCGCUGGUGGUUUUGUUGGAGCAGGAGGCCUCUCUGGUGUAUUUGCUGCUGCUGCUGCAUCGCGCUGCAGUUUUUGCUGCUACGAGCCGCAGCAUUCCGGAGACGCAGACAGCUGAGCAGCAGCAGCAGGUCCUGCAAGACCCAAUGAAGGCCCUGGCAGCGCGUUUGCUGCAGUGUUGUCAUCGGUCGAGCAACAGUAGCAGCAGGAGCUGCGGCAGCGUUUCAGCAGGAGGGGCAGCAGGAAGUGCAGUAGCUGAGGACAGCAGCAACCUUAAAAGACAGCGCGAAGCGGAAACGGGGGAUUUGCUGCUCUCUGUAAUACCCAAACUUGUGAUGAGCCAUAAGGGGAGGCUGAAGACGUUGACACGAUUGGCUGCUCAGCUGCUGCGGGAGUACGCGGCGUUUGUCUGUUGGUUAGGUGACAGGGGUUCCUUCCUUCCUCUUCAGCUUAACCUGCAUGAAAGCAACAGCAAACAGGAGGCCCCUUGGGGCCCCCAGGGGCCCUCUCUUCCUGCAGUGUUGGCUGCUGUUGUACCCGCAGCACCACCACAGAGGCGGCCAGCUGCAGCAAAACCGCAAGGCGAUGCCUUUGAACGGCUUUACUCGUUCUUAGAAGAACUCGAAAAGAACGCAGAACCAGCCGCCACCACACGCCCAACGCGCAAACACCUACUGGAGAGGCGCUGCUGCAGCAGCAGCAGCAGAUCAAGCAGCCCCUCCUCCUCCUCAAGUUCUUUGCCGCUGCUGUCGCCUGGGUCCUCUCCGGAGCGUCGAAAGCAGCAGAAGACAAAAUAUGCAACGGACGCUUCUUACAGGACAACAGCAGCCACAACAGCAGCACGCUGCUUCGCACUGCCGGGUAUAUUGAACGGUGCGGCAACACCCGCUCCUCUCCGUUCGCUUCUCUCACGCGGCACGUCGUACCAACUAAGGCCAACAAAAAUACCUGCUGGAGCUGCUGCUGCAGCAGCUCCAGCAGAGGGAAACCACCAUCCGGCUCUAGUUCAGCUGUCGAGGGGCAACAAAAGCAGCAGCAGCAGCUGCUGCUGCAGCAGUCUGCAGCCAAGCGUUGUUCCCAGUGUUCAGCUGCCUCCCCACCUCCGCCUACCUCUGUCCGCUUUAAGCCCUCCUGGAGCUGCCGCUGCUGCUGCUGGAUCUCCUUUGAAUCUGCCCCGUUCUCCUCUUCCAACCAACACGUCUCAAGGGGUUUCGAGUGUAUCGGCAGACUGUGAACAGCCCCACGCACCCCAAAAAAACACCGGCGAGAGGCUGAGAUCACCUGCAGCGCCGACAGCCAGCUGGCGGGGUGUCUGUACACCCCAGUUGGAAGAAGACGCAACAACCGAAGCUGCACACGACAGCGGUAGACAACAGAGGCAGAUGCUUAGUGCUACAACAAAUAUAGAAGCAGGAACAGACGGAGUCCGUUUGCUGCUCUCAACAGAAUGGAGACCAAGACAAACCGCGCCCGCUGCCAAUCCGUCUGACUUCUGCAGGAACAGUCUCGCCUCCGUAUUCUGUUCUCGUAGUGCUUUCACUUCAGGUGUCCGCAUAUCUCUCAACAAGGUCCCGGUGAACCCCAAACAACACCAGCAUCAGCAGCAAACGCAACAACAACAGCACCAACAACAGCGAGGUGAAGAGGAACGAAGUGCUGCGGAAGGAGCAGCGCAGUCGCUGUGUAUCCCCUAA
Eimeria acervulina is the source of this 4917-nucleotide messenger RNA. RefSeq lists its product as hypothetical. The transcript is spliced from 10 exons. The coding region runs from base 1 to 4917 and encodes 1638 amino acids. The record is from RefSeq and is a predicted model, not a curated record. Lineage: Eukaryota; Apicomplexa; Conoidasida; Eucoccidiorida; Eimeriidae.